This is a messenger RNA of Vigna angularis (adzuki bean), 2101 nucleotides long. Its product is annotated as trans-cinnamate:CoA ligase, peroxisomal. The record is from RefSeq and is a predicted model, not a curated record. Bases 91 to 1899 code for a protein of 602 amino acids. The transcript is spliced from 2 exons. NCBI's taxonomy places the organism in Eukaryota, Viridiplantae, Streptophyta, Magnoliopsida, Fabales, Fabaceae.
UUCCCAAACUCAACAACCCUCAAUUCAACCUUUUCUUUCUCUCUCUCUCUCUCCCUAAUCUCUUUAGCAACAUACAUCAUAGCCUUGAACAUGGAUAACCUUCAAAAAUGCGAAGCAAACUACACCGCACUCACCCCUUUGACGUUUCUGUCAAGAGCUUCUGCAUGCUAUGCAAACAGAGCUUCUGUGAUUCACGAAGGAACCUCUUUCACAUGGGCACAGACUUAUGACCGAUGCCGUCGCCUUGCUUCCUCUCUCCGAGCCCUCAACGUUGCUAGGACCGAUGUUGUAUCAGUGCUGGCACCGAACAUCCCAGCAAUGUAUGAGAUGCAUUUUGCAGUGCCUAUGGCAGGUGCGGUGCUGAACACCAUAAACACCCGUCUUGAUGCCAAGAACAUAGCCACUAUUCUUCGUCACUCUGAAGCCAAAGUGUUCUUUGUCGACUACGAAUAUGUUUCAAAGGCACGAGACGCUCUUAGAAUGCUCAUGGACGACAACAACAACAGCCAACAAAAGGGAAAUAAUGGUGCCAAACCAACAAAUCAACAACACAGGGCAUUCUCCCUCCCACUGGUCAUUGUCAUUGAUGACAUAAACUCCCCCACUGGGAUCCGUCUAGGUGAGCUAGAAUAUGAGCAAAUGGUUCGUCAUGGUAAUCCAAACUAUGUUCCUGAGAUAAUCCAAGACGAGUGGACUCCAAUAGCGUUGAACUACACAUCAGGAACAACUUCGGAGCCAAAGGGUGUGGUUUACAGCCACAGAGGUGCAUAUCUAAGCACCCUGAGCCUGAUAUUGGGGUGGGAAAUGGGUAGUGAACCUGUUUACCUUUGGACACUGCCUAUGUUCCAUUGCAACGGGUGGACCUUCACCUGGGGUGUGGCAGCACGUGGGGGAACAAACGUGUGUCUUCGAACCACAGCCGCACGUGACAUAUACAGGAACAUCGUACUUCACAACGUGACACAUAUGUGCUGUGCACCGAUUGUGUUCAACAUACUGAUCGAGGCAAAAGCAAGUGAGAGGCGUGAGAUAAGGCUGAAAGGGAAACCCCCGGUUGAGAUUCUGACUGGGGGGGCACCACCGCCGGCAUCACUGCUUGAACAAAUUGAGUCACUUGGAUUUCAUGUCACACAUGCAUAUGGGUUGACCGAGGCCACAGGACCGGCACUUGUGUGUGAGUGGCAGAAAAAGUGGAACACGUUGCCACAGCAGGAGCAGGCUGAGCUGAAGGCAAGACAAGGGGUGAGUGUGUUGACCAUGGCGGAUGUUGAUGUGAAGAAUCUUGAGACAAUGGAAAGUGUAGCGAAAGAUGGGAAGACGAUGGGGGAGAUUGUGUUGAAGGGGAGUGGGAUAAUGAUGGGAUACUACAAAGAUGAUGAGGCAAGUUCAAAGGCUUUUGGGAAUGGGUGGUUUAGAACUGGGGAUGUUGGAGUGAUACAUCCUGAUGGGUAUUUGGAGAUCAAGGAUAGGUCUAAGGAUGUGAUAAUUUCAGGAGGGGAGAAUAUUUCUAGUGUGGAAAUUGAGUCUCUUUUGUAUAAGCAUCCAAGGGUGUUGGAGGCUGCAGUGGUGGCAAUGCCACAUCCAAGGUGGGGGGAAAGCCCUUGUGCUUUUAUCGCACUCAAGAAAAACAACAACUCCUCACCAAAAAAUCAGGUCACUGAAUCAGAGAUAAUUGCCUAUUGCAGAAAGAAUCUGCCACACUUUAUGGUCCCUAAGGUCGUCAAAUUCAUGGAGGACCUGCCAAAGACUUCAACUGGGAAGAUUCAGAAGUUUGAAUUGAGGCUGGUGGCUAAGAGUUUUGUGGUGUCAGAGAAUGUGCAGAGCAAGAAGAAGAAUAGUAGUAGCCAAGUGGGUCAAAAUAGUAUUCACCACCAACUUUUGGCCAUGUCUCGUCUUUGAAUUAAUAAGUUCACUGAUGUAAGUGAGUGUUCUUUUUUUUUUUUGUCUAUUUGGAAGAAAAGUAAAAAUGCACAUUAUCUGUUGUGAGUAAAUAUACUACGAUGUCUGCUUGAAUCUAAAUGGUUAUGGCUUCGAGAAUCCAGCUAUAAAUUUGCUGCAGUUUAAUAUUUCAACCACUUCCACCUUCUUGGACAGUGUCACA